CAAAAUUCAUAACUGAUUUAUUAUCCAUAUUUAAGCACAUACCUUUAAAUGCAUGACUUAUUGCUCUAAUUACAGAUACACUUCCAGCUGCCAUGAUCAACAAACUCACCAUCUAACCGUCCGUCCCAUUAUACGAGUAAUGUUGAAAACCGAUCCGGCCGCUUGCAGCACCUCUAAUUGACCGCGAAAGUGUACGGGCAAGGGCAAAGGUAUAGACGGCGACAGAAUGUCUGAGAAGGUGUACUUUGUGGGUGUAGAUGUGGGCACCGGCAGUGCCCGAGCCGCUCUGGUUUCAGCGGAUGGUAAAGUGGAGAAACAGGCGGUGCAGGAGAUUAAGACAUGGACGCCAGAGCCGGAUUAUUACGAACAAUCCAGCGAAAACAUUUGGCAAGCGGUUUGCAAAGUAGUCAAGAAUGUGGUCGGCGGCAUCGACAAGUCGCGAGUGAAGGGCAUUGGAUUUGAUGCAACGUGCUCACUGGUGGUUCUUGGCACCAAUGGUCAGCCCCUGACGGUCAGCAAGACGGGCAAAGCUGAGCAAAACAUCAUUCUGUGGAUGGAUCAUCGUGCCGAACUGGAGACAAAGCAGAUAAAUGCAUCUAAGCAUCCCUUGCUUAAAUAUGUGGGUGGUCAGGUGUCUUUGGAAAUGGAGAUUCCAAAAUUAUUGUGGCUAAAGCGCAAUCUGACAACGACUUUCGAGAGCCUCUGGCGGGCCUUUGAUCUGCCGGAUUUUCUAACCUGGCGUGCAACAGACGUGGACACACGCUCUCUCUGCUCUGUGGUUUGCAAAUGGAACUACGAUGCGGAGGCUCAAAGCUGGAAUGCGGAAUAUUUACGGGCUGCCGACUUGGAGGAGUUGACGCGGAAUCAGUUCGAGGCUAUUGGGAGCGAUGUGCAGCCUCCGGGCCAGCCUGUGGGCAAUGGUUUGUCGGCACGCGCAGCUGAGGAGUUGGGCUUAAAUGUCGGUAUAGUGGUGAGCACAUCCUUAAUUGACGCCCAUGCCGGCGCUCUGGGCAUGUUUGGCUGUCGUGGAGAGACGGGCAACAGUAACGCCGUCGAUGAUGUCCAGGGCAAAAUGGCCCUAAUAGCGGGCACCUCCACCUGCCAUAUGAGCAUCACGCGGGCUGCCUGUUUUGCCAAGGGUGUGUGGGGUCCGUAUCAGGAUGCCAUUAUACCGGGGUACUAUUUAAACGAGGGCGGUCAGAGCAUAGCCGGACAUCUACUCGAUCAUGUGCUAAAAUCGCAUCAGUGUUACGCUGCCCUCAAGAAGGAGAUUGGUGGUGAUAAAUAUAUUUACCAGCGUCUCAACGAAACACUACCCGACAUUGCGGCUGCUCGUGGUCUAAGCGAGGUUUGCCAUCUAACCGAAGAUAUUCAUGUUUGGCCAGAUUUGCACGGCAAUCGUUCACCCAUUGCUGACCCGACAUUACGCGGCAUGAUCACGGGAUUGGACAUGACACGCGGCUUCGAAUCUCUGGCCAUUAGUUAUUUGGCCUUUACACAAGCUCUUGCGUACGGCACUCGGCAUAUAAUUGAAAACUUGUAUGAGCACCAAAGAGCAGCAUUCCAAACAUUGCUCUUUUGUGGUGGUCUGGCCAAAAAUCCGCUCUAUGUGCAAUGCCAUGCUGACAUAUGCAACUUGCCCGCUCUCAUACCCAACGAAGAGGAAAUGGUGCUGGUGGGCGCCGCGGCUUUAGGCGCUGCGGCCUCUAAACAUUAUGAUAGUCUGGAGAGCGCUUCUAAGGCAAUGGGUGGCACGGGACAACUUUUGAAGCCAAAUCCAAACACAAUCGAGUACCACAAUCGCAAGUUUCAGGUCUUUUUAAAGAUGUUGGAAAAUCAACGCGAAUACCGUUGCAUAAUGGGUGCUAAGAAAUACUAAUAAAUACUAGAAAUGUAAACACACGAAAUGAUUUAAUAAAUAUAUACACAGGUACACCAA
Molecule: messenger RNA, 1939 nt
Organism: Scaptodrosophila lebanonensis
Lineage: Eukaryota; Metazoa; Arthropoda; Insecta; Diptera; Drosophilidae
Product: FGGY carbohydrate kinase domain-containing protein
Exons: 7
Coding region: 227-1879 (550 amino acids)
Biological process (GO): carbohydrate metabolic process
Molecular function (GO): kinase activity; phosphotransferase activity, alcohol group as acceptor
Source: RefSeq, a predicted model, not a curated record